AUGCCGCCAGGCUCUGGUCCCUACUGCUUCAGAAUUCAUGGAGCUAUUUAUCACAAAACGAGUCAUCUUCGUCCUAACGAACCAGGGAAAGAGAAGUAUGCCCAGCUGUAUAUUUUGGACGCAGAUCAAGCACUGAGGCAAAGAAUGAAUAUAGUGGAAAAUGCCUCUUUAAAUCCAAAUCUUUUGAUGAUGUUGGAUUCGAUAAUUAGAAAUAUUAACCCGUAUGCAGAAGCUUUUAAAAUGCUGAAGGAAUUUGAAGAAGAUACCCUAAGAUAUCAUGGCGUUCAAACUGCUGCUGACAUUCGCAUGUACAUAAAAGGCGAAAAUAUAACUCAUAGCGAACAUAGAGGUCGUUACAAUGCUCCAAAAGAAAACGAAGUAGCAGCUGUUUUCAAGAGUACGGAUGGUGUUCCCCCUACUAACAGGGACAUUGUAAUACAUCCUAGAAGUGGAGGUCUCAUAAACAUUAGUCCCUUAAAUUGUAAUCUUGAACCUAUGACGUAUGUGCUUUUCUUUCCCUAUGGUGAUAAAGGAUUUACUGUUGAAGAGCAAUACACAGAAUUACAGUUCUACUCCCACCGAGUGUCUAUACGACAAGAAUACUUCAACCCUGUUUUAUAUGGCCGGAAACUGUUUCAACAGUACCUUGUAGACUCCUACGUAAAAGUGGAAGGGAACAGACUUUCAUACCUGAGGAACAACCAGAAAAAAUUAAGAGUAGAAACGUAUAUGGGACUAGCAGAUCACAUUUACAGAGCUGCCGAGAAAACUGGUGCAAAACCUGGAAUACCUAUAAUACUACCCUCAACUUUUAUUGGAAGUCAGCGAUGUAUGCAACAGAAUUAUCAGGACGCUAUGGCCAUUGUGCGUGAUUUCGGAAAACCUGAUUUGUUCUUGACUUUCACGUGCAACCCCAAGUGGACGGAAAUAACACAAAAUCUAUUCCUUGUACAAAAGGCUCACGAUCGUCCUAAUAUCCAUCCACUAUAA
Messenger RNA from Uloborus diversus, 990 nucleotides. RefSeq lists its product as uncharacterized. Bases 1 to 990 code for a protein of 329 amino acids. The transcript has a single exon. The record is from RefSeq and is a predicted model, not a curated record. Lineage: Eukaryota; Metazoa; Arthropoda; Arachnida; Araneae; Uloboridae.